AGUGCCGCUUCCAGAGAGUUCCAACCUCCCUCGUUGAGUCUUCCUUAUGAGUGAACCUCAACUCGUAAAUCAUCAUUUUUAUUUUAUUUAUAUAUAUACAUUUACUAAACAUUGAGUUCAAUACAUAUAAUUCUUUUUUUUCUUCUUCAUGUCUUUGUGUUCUUUCUGAGCAGUGAGUGACACCAGUUCAGUUGAAUGCAUGAUUUGGUUUUGUUUUUGUUUUUGUUUUCUCUCUCUUUUUGGACGGACUCGAACAUCUGCAAGAAUAGCAUCUCUCUCAUCCAGCCGUCCAUCGCAAAGACCUGAGACGUUCUGAGCGACGCCGCUUUUGGUUACACGCCGUUCCUGUCCAACAGAAAGACACUGACCAUGACGUUGAACGUGGAGGGUCUCGUGGUGAUGGCAGCCUUCUACCUGCUGAUCCUGGGAACUGGCAUUUGGGCUUCCAUGCGCUCCAGGAGAGAAGAGAAAAAGUGCCAAGGAGAUGGAAUGGAGAUCACACUACUGGCUGGAAGGAACAUCAACUUACUCGUGGGCGUCUUCACUCUUACAGCCACAUGGGUAGGAGGAGGUUUUAUCCUGGGUAUAGCUGAAGCCACAUACAACCCGACAUUAGGAGCAGUGUGGGCUCUCAUGCCGGUGCCUUAUGUCGUUACAUUCUUCUUGGGUGGCUUUUUCUUUGCAAAGCCCAUGAGAGAGAACAAUUAUGUGACUAUGAUGGACCCUUUCCAGAAGAAGUAUGGGAACUUCCUGAGCAAUGCUCUGAUCCUUCCUGCACUGAUCGCUGAUGUUCUGUGGGUGUCACGCACACUUGUCAGCCUGGGUGGGACUAUGGCUGUGAUCCUGGACCUUUCUUACGCCUAUUCCAUUAUCAUCUCCGCCGUGGUUGCCAUUGUGUACACGCUCUUGGGAGGGCUUUACUCUGUGGCUUACACAGAUGUGAUCCAGCUCAUCCUCAUCUUCGUCAGCCUGUGGGUGUGUGUCCCUUUCCUGUUGACCAAUCCUCACUCUUUGGACAUUUCGCUGACGGCCUACAACCAGACCUUCCAGGCUCCCUGGGUUGGCACGGUGAACCUCGAUGAAGCCGGCAAGUGGUUUGACGACUUCAUGCUCCUGGCUCUCGGUGGUUUGGCCUACCAAGCGUUCUACCAGAGGAUCCUGGCAGCCUCAUCUUACACCCAGGCUCAAAUAACCUGCUUUGCCUCCUCUGCCUUCUGCCUGGUGCUGGGUAUCCCCUCUGUGCUAGUGGGGGCAGUGGCUGCAUCUACUGAUUGGAACUCAACACGCUAUGGACUGCCAACUCCAUAUGAACGUGGCGAAGUAGGUUCUAUCCUCCCUAUCUCCCUGCAGUACCUCACGCCCACCUACGUGUCGAUUAUCGGGAUCGGAGCUGUAGCUGCUGCUGUCAUGUCCUCCAUGGACUCAGCCCUGCUGUCCUCUGCGUCGUUGUUCUCGUCCAAUAUCUACAAGAACAUAAUCCGGAAGCAGGCGUCAGACCGUGAGAUGCAGUGGGUGAUUCGUAUCUCAGUGGUGGUUGUCGGUCUGGCUGGCGCUGGCCUCACCUUCUUGGACAGCAGUGUGCUGGUCUUCUGGCUCGUGGGUGUGGACAUGUCAUAUACCAUCAUGUUCCCUCAGCUGGUCUGCGUCCUCUUCUUCAAGCAGUCAAACGGCUACGGGGCCGCUGUGGGCUUCCUAAUGGGAAUCACCAUGAGAAUCCUGAGCGGGGAGCCGCUUGUCAGCCUGCCGCCCAUCAUCCACUUUCCCAACUGCCGCCCGGAUGCUGAGGGCAAGCUUACCCAGUUCUUCCCCUUCCGCACCGUGAUCAUGCUGGGCUCGCUGGUCACCAUCAUGGUCAUCUCUUGGCUGAUGGCUAAACUUUUCAACACGGGGCUUUUGCCGGAGAAGUGGGACGUGUACAAGGUCAAAGACAAGCAAAACAAGCCUGUCGAAGAGAGGACCCCUGAAAACAACGAAGAGCUCUCCGUAUCCAAGCAGCUACUGGACACCACCAGCUGCUGAGGGGCCUCACAGGCUAAAGAUGGGCCGUGACGGGAGGCAGACACGAUUGUCUGCUGGCCAGGAGUUGGCAGAGGGCCAUUAACAACAAGGGCUUAACACUGUCAAUAGAAUCUGGACAGAAUCCGUGAAUUUGUGUCACAUACUGUACAGACCCACAUUGGCAAUAUGUCCCCAGAGUCCUCUCGCACCCAUCUUUUGUUAUCAGCUUCCUUCUACAAUUAAAAAUGACACAAAAAAAAAACAACACAAAAUGUCAACUUAGCUUGUGUAUGAUAGUAAAGUACCCAUUAACCAGUAUAGCAUAGAAUGUGAUUUAUUAAAAACAUCCAAUAAUUACUGAGCCUUAUCAGGUAAUCACACAUCUCUGAAAUGGACAGAAGGAGCGCAGCCUUUUAAAAUCCUUUCCAUUUGGAAAAGAUGAGUAUUGGAAUUUAUAAAGUGUUUUAUGUUUAAUGGAUUUGGGAUUUGUACAGAUCUGUAGAAAUAUAUUUUAUCACACUCGAAAGUAUAUUGUUCUUUUUUUUUUUUAUUCAAAUGUCCCUUGACAAAAAGUGCACAUGCAACACUUUUUUCGGCCGUCUGCACCCAAAAAAAGGAAUAUUCAGUCCAACUGAAAAAUAAAUGAAAUCGUUUACGGUUCCGUGUUACAAUUUUACAGGUUCUACAGGUCAUUUUUUUUCCUUGCAACAUACCAGUCCAAAUUGUCACUCCAGAAACAGAACUGCAAAAGGCAAUCUUCAUUAUUAAAUGAAUUUCAGUGCAGUUAGCGUGUACUUGUGUUUGCAUUGUCACUCCAAAUGAUUUCAUGAAUGCUGCAGCUGGCUCACAUCAGGAGAAACACUCAUGCCAAACAAGAACUUGUGAGCAACCUCAUCGUUUCUACAUGUUGCAUUGGAGCCUUGCCAGUAUAAAACUGCAAGGUACACUUGAUUGGAAAAUAAACUUGACGACUUGUUCUUGGACGUGCAAUGAAAGCAUCACCAGUUACGUGAACAUGUCCAAAAAUGUGAAUACAUCGUUCUCAAGCAGAAGCACUGUCGACAGCCGAGCCAGUUGGAAACCUCCCCGUUGUAUUGUUACCUCCCAGGGUGUCCCACCCUGCCUGACUGCUCGGGGCAGUCAGUCACGUUGCCAGCCGGGCAAUGUAAACAAAUAUGAACACUCACAUACUGCAUACAAAUGUGCACAAACACGCUAUUUCAACAUCUGCUUAAUUGAACCUGUUUUGAUAUGUUUUAAGGAGCGAAUUCCCAUUGUGUAUAUCCCUUUUAACUGAUGAGCCUUCACUUUGUUUCAUCACUGUAUUGUUCUGAGCCUCCAAGCAUUUUAUUGAAUAAGGCACUAUCUAAACUACCAUUUACUUAACUAUCACUGGAAACUGGUCUCCCUCGCCUGUUAGCGUUGAUUCAAUUGAUACUGUGAAACGGGUCUAUACAGAAUACCUUGUGUAUAGUGGCUCAACACAUGAUUCUGAAUGCCAUCCAAAACAAAUUGUCAGAUGGUCAAAAUCGGUUUUCCAAAGACUUCUUGUAGAAUCAAAACAGAACUCAUUGCAUGCAUCUUUUUUUUACAGAUGUGAGUUCUAAAUGUAUUAUACACUUGUACAGCCUAAUCACAAUUUUAUAUAUUGACUCUUGUUAUUUUUAUAUCAAGGUGGAUUGCCAUGCGUUGUUAGUUUUAGAGGAACAACACAAAUGUGUAUUUAUAUCUCAAGUGAACAAUGUCAAAUUGACCCUCAAUUUUGAUGGAAAAUGAAUGUAGACCUGUUAUCACUUUAUGUUGCGAUUGGCCUUUUAUGAUUGGCCUGCACUUUUCAGCAGUGUUACCGCAUGUUACAUGUCGUUAUCGUCAUCACAAUGAACACUGCUCCCCAUAGCACUACAUGCAACUUCAGAUAUUCAGCCAGCAGUCCUUACCAAUGGACAAAUAUGCCUUAAUUGUGGAGUAUUUGUGUGGCAUUUGGCAUUUAUUUGAUCACUUUUAGAGUAGUAAUAUUUUAUUUCCAAUGUUGGAGUUUUCCAAAGGUCAUCCAUUGACACCUUUAACUGGUUUUAGUUUUUUAAUAAACAGUAAGCUCUUGUUUUAUUUCUCCCUCCUUGUCUGUAUGUGGUUUUAUACUAUUAUGCAUGUCAAUUGUCAGUAACUGUAUGUAUACUGAACUUUCGCGAAGGCUGUUCUCUCUUGCCACUUGGCAAGGUCCUACUUUGUAAUCGAUUAAUGUAAAUCCCCAUGGGGUGAGCUUCUGUCAGAAUAAAAGCUGAUUUAAAAAUGA
Messenger RNA from Phyllopteryx taeniolatus (common seadragon), 4291 nucleotides. Its product is annotated as high affinity choline transporter 1-like. The transcript is spliced from 9 exons. The record is from RefSeq and is a predicted model, not a curated record. Gene Ontology annotation, biological process: acetylcholine biosynthetic process; transmembrane transport; choline transport. Gene Ontology annotation, cellular component: plasma membrane. The coding region runs from base 370 to 2019 and encodes 549 amino acids. Gene Ontology annotation, molecular function: choline:sodium symporter activity. Lineage: Eukaryota; Metazoa; Chordata; Actinopteri; Syngnathiformes; Syngnathidae.